This is a messenger RNA of Prionailurus viverrinus (fishing cat), 6576 nucleotides long. RefSeq names its product protein tyrosine phosphatase receptor type Q (gene PTPRQ). Gene Ontology annotation, molecular function: protein binding; protein tyrosine phosphatase activity. The record is from RefSeq and is a predicted model, not a curated record. NCBI's taxonomy places the organism in Eukaryota, Metazoa, Chordata, Mammalia, Carnivora, Felidae. The transcript has 44 exons. Bases 1 to 6576 code for a protein of 2191 amino acids. Gene Ontology annotation, biological process: protein dephosphorylation.
AUGGAUUUUAUAAUCAUUUUUCUUUUACUUUUUAUUGGAACUUCAGAGACACAGGUUGAUGUUUCCAAUGCUGUUCCUGGCACUAGGUACGAUGUGACCAUCUCUUCAAUUUCUGCUACAACAUACAGCUCUCCUGUUAGUAGAACAGUGACAACGAAUGUAACAAAACCAGGGCCUCCAGUCUUCCUAGCGGGAGAAAGAGUUGGAUCUGCUGGGAUUCUUCUGUCUUGGAAUACACCACCUAACCCAAAUGGAAGAAUCAUAUCUUACAUUGUGAAAUAUAAGGAAGUUUGUCCAUGGAUGCAAACAGAAUAUACACAAGUUAGAACGAAGCCGGACAGUCUGGAAGUUCUUCUUACUAAUCUUAAUCCUGGAACAACGUAUGAAAUCAAGGUUGCUGCUGAAAACAGCGCUGGCAUUGGAGUGUUUAGUGAUCCAUUUCUUUUCCAAACGGCAGAAAGUGCUCCAGGAAAAGUAGUGAAUCUCACAGUUGAGGCCUUUAACUAUUCUGCAGUAAACCUGAUUUGGUAUUUACCUCGGCAACCAAAUGGCAAAAUUACCAGCUUCAAGAUUAGUGUCAAGCAUGCCAGAAGUGGGAUAGUAGUGAAAGAUGUCUCCAUCAGAGUAGAAGACAUUUUGACUGGGAAAUUGCCAGAAUGCAAUGGGAAUAAUGAAUCUUUUUUAUGGAGUACCACCAGCCCUUCUCCAACCCUUGGUAGAAUUACACCUCCAUCGCGUACCACAUAUUCUUUGAGCACGUUGGCAAGGAGUAAGAUAAGCUCUGUGUGGAAAGAGCCUAUAAGUUUUGUAGUGACACAUUUGAGACCUUAUACAACAUAUCUUUUUGAAGUUUCUGCUGUUACAACGGAAGCAGGUUAUAUUGAUAGUACCAUUGUCAGAACACCGGAAUCAGUUCCUGAAGGACCACCACAAAACUGUGUAACAGGCAACAUUACAGGGAAGUCUUUUUCAAUUUCAUGGGACCCACCAAGUGUAAUAACAGGGAAAUUUAGUUACAGAGUUGAAUUAUACGGACCAUCAGGUCGGAUUUUGGAUAAUAGCACGAAAGACCUUAAAUUUGCAUUCACUAACCUAACACCAUUUACAGUAUACGAUGUAUAUGUCGCAGCUGAAACCAGUGCAGGAAUCGGACCCAAAUCAAAUAUUUCAGUAUUCACUCCUCCAGAAGUUCCAGGUGCAAUAUUUGAUUUACAAGUUGCAGAAGUAGAAGCUACACAAAUAAGAAUUACUUGGAAGAGACCACGACAACCAAAUGGAAUCAUUAACCAAUACCGAGUCAAAGUGUUAGUUUCAGAGACAGGAGUAAUUUUGGAAAAUACUUUGCUCACGGGAAAAGAUGAGUAUAUAAAUGAUCCCAUGGCUCCAGAAACUGUGAACAUAGUAGAGUCAAUGGCAGAAUUAUUUGAGGGUUCAGCAGAGAUAUCUUCAGACCUGUACUCGCUUGCUUCAGCUAUAUAUAACAGUCAUCCACAUAACUUUCCUGUGAGGGACAGAGCUGAAGACCAGCAUUCGACAGUUGGAACUGCAAGGAAUCUGUAUAUCACUGACGUUUCUGCUGAGCAGCUGUCUUAUGUUAUCAGAAGACUUGUACCUUUCACUGAGCACAUGAUUAGUGUAUCUGCUUUCACCAUCAUGGGAGAAGGACCACCAACGGUUCUUAAUGUUAGGACACAUGAGCAAGUGCCAAGCUCCAUUCAAAUUAUAAACUAUAAAAAUAUUAGUUCUUCAUCUAUUUUGUUAUAUUGGGAUCCUCCAGAAUAUCCCAAUGGAAAAAUAACUCAUUAUACAAUUUAUGCAAUGGAACUGGAUACAAACAGAGCAUUCCAGAUGACCACCACAGAAAACAGCUUUCUCAUAACAGGGUUAAAGAAAUACACAAAAUAUAAAAUGAGAGUGGCUGCCUCAACCCAUGUUGGAGAAAGUUCUUUGUCUGAAGAAAAUGACAUCUUUGUGAGAACUCCAGAAGAUGAACCAGAAUCGUCACCUCAAGAUGUUAAAGUUAUUGAUGUUACUGCAAGUGAAAUAAAUUUGAAGUGGUCACCUCCUGAGAAACCUAAUGGGAUUAUUGUUGCUUAUGAAGUGCUCUAUAAAAAUAGGGAUACCUUGUUUAUGAAGAACACCUCAACCACAAACAUAAUUCUAAAGGACUUAAAACCUUACACCCUCUAUAACAUCUCUGUCAGGUCGUAUACCAGAUUUGGUCAUGGCAAUCAGUUGUCUUCUUUCCUCUCUGUAAGGACUUCUGAGACUGUGCCCGAUAGUGCACCAGAAAAUGUUACCUACAAAAAUAUAUCUUCUGGAGAGAUUGAGCUAUCAUUCCUUCCCCCAAGUAGUCCUAAUGGAAUCAUACAAAAAUAUACAAUUUACAUCAGGAGAAGUAGUGGAAAUGAAGAAAGAGCUAUAAAUACAACCUCUUUGACCCAAAGCAUUAAAGGACUGAAGAAAUAUACCCAGUACAAGAUUGAGGUAUCUGCUAGUACACUCAGGGGUGAAGGAGUUCGGAGCGCACCCAUAAGUAUACUGACUGAAGAGGAUGCUCCUGAUUCUCCCCCUCAAGGCUUCUCUGUAAAACAGUUGUCUGGUGUCACGGUGAAGUUGUCAUGGCAACCACCCCUGGAGCCAAAUGGAAUUAUCCUCUAUUACACAGUUUAUGUCUGGGAUAGGUCAUCAUUAAAAACUAUUAAUGUAACUGAAACAUCAUUAGAGUUUUCAGAUUUGGACUAUAAUGUUGAAUAUAGUGCUUAUGUAACAGCUAGCACAAGGUUUGGUGAUGGGAAAAUGAGAAGCAGUAUCAUUAACUUUCGAACACCCGAGGGAGCACCAAGUGAUCCUCCCAAAGAUGUUCGUUAUGCAAAUCUCAGUUCUUCAUCAAUAAUGCUCUUUUGGAUGCCUCCUUCAAAACCUAAUGGGAUUAUUCAAUAUUAUUCUGUUUAUUACAGAAAUACUUCAGGUACUUUUGUGCAGAAUUUUACACUCCAUGAAGUAACCAAUGACUUUGACAAUAUGACCGUAUCUGCAGUAAUAGAUAAACUGGCAAUAUUCAGCUACUAUACAUUUUGGGUAACAGCAAGUACCUCAGUUGGAAAUGGGAAUAAAAGCAGUGACAUAGCUCAAGUAUACACAGAUCAAGACAUACCCGAAGGGUUUGUUGGAAACCUAACUUACGAGUCCAUUUCAUCAACUGCAAUAAAUGUAAGCUGGAGCCCACCAUCUCAUCCAAAUGGUCUAGUCUUCUACUAUGUUUCUCUGAGCUUACAGCAGACUCCUCGCCACGUGACACCACUUCUUGUGACGUAUGAGAGAAGUAUAUAUUUUGAUAAUCUGGAAAAAUAUACUGAUUAUAUAUUAAAAAUCACUCCAUCAACAGAAAAGGGAUUCUCUGAUACCUAUACUGCCCAGCUACACAUCAAAACUGAAGAAGAUGUCCCAGAAACUUCACCAAUAAUCAACACUUUUAAAAACCUUUCCUCUACCUCAGUUCUCUUAUCAUGGGAUCCCCCAGUAAAACCAAAUGGUGCAAUAAUAAGUUAUGAUUUAACUUUACAAGGACCAAAUGAAAAUUAUUCUUUCAUUACUUCUGAUAACUAUCUAAUACUGGAAGAACUUUCACCAUUUACAUUAUAUAGUUUUUUUGCUGCCGCAAGAACUAUAAAAGGACUUGGUCCUUCCAGUACUCUUUUCUUUUACACAGAUGAGUCAGUGCCUUUAGCACCUCCUCAAAAUUUGACUUUAAUCAACUACACUUCAGACUUGGUAUGGCUGAAAUGGAGUCCAAGUCCUGUUCCAGGCGGUAUUGUUAAAAUAUAUAGCUUAAAAAUUCAUGAGCAUGAAACUGAUACUAUAUUUUAUAAGAACAUUUCAGGUGUUCAAACUGAAGCCCAGCUUGUGGGGUUGGAACCAGUCAGCACCUAUUCUAUUAGCAUAUCUGCCUUUACGAAAGUCGGAAAUGGCAAUCAAUAUAGUAAUGUAGUAAAAUUCACAACUCAAGAAUCAGUUCCAGAUGUCGUACAGAAUGUACAGUGUAUGGCAACUAGCUGGCAGUCAGCUGUAGUGAAAUGGGAUCCACCCAAGAAGGCAAAUGGAGUAAUUAUACAUUAUAUGAUAACAGUUGGAAAGAAUUCUACAAAAGUCUCUCCCCAAGAUGAUAUGUAUACUUUCGUGAAACUUCUUGCCAAUACCUCAUAUAUCUUUAAAAUAAGAGCUUCAACUUCAGCAGGUGAAGGUGAUGAGAAAACAUGCAACAUCAGCACGCUACCUGAAGCAGCUCCAGAUGGUCCUCCUGAAAAUGUGUAUGUGGUAGCAACAUCACCUUUUAGCAUCAACAUCAGCUGGAGUGAACCUGCUACCAUUACUGGACCAACAUUCUAUCUGAUUGAUGUCAAAUCGGUAGAUAGUGAUGAAUUUAAUAUUUCCUUCAUCAAAUCAAAUGAAGAAAAUAAGACCAUAGAAAUUAAAGAUUUGAAAAUAUUCACAAGGUAUUCUGUGGUAAUCACAGCAUUCACUGGAAACAUAAGUGCUGCAUAUGUAGAAGGAAAGUCAAGUGCUGAAGUGAUUGUUACUACUUUAGAAUCAGUCCCCAACGAUCCACCUAACAAUAUGACAUUUUGGAAGAUACCAGACGAAGUUACAAAAUUUCAGUUAACAUUUCUUCCUCCUUCUCAACCCAAUGGAAAUAUCCAAGUAUACCAAGCUUUGGUUUACCGGGAAGAUGAUCCUACUGCUGUCCAGAUUCACAACCUCAGUAUUAUCCAGAAAACUGACACAUCUGUCAUUGCAAUGUUAGAAGGACUAAAAGGUGGACAUACAUACAAUAUCAGUGUUUAUGCGAUCAAUAGCGCUGGCGCAGGGCCAAAUGUUCAGAUGAGAAUAACCAUGGACAUUAAAGCUCCAGCACGACCGAAAACCAAACCAACCCCUAUUUAUGAUGCCACAGGAAAAUUGCUUGUGACUUCAACAACAAUUACAAUCAGAAUGCCAAUAUGUUACUACAAUGAUGAUCAUGGACCUAUCAAAAAUGUGCAAGUGCUUGUAACAGAAGCAGGAGCUCAGCAUGAUGGAAAUGUAACAAAGUGGUAUGAUGCAUAUUUUAAUAAACCAAGGCCAUAUUUUACAAAUGAAGGCUUUCCUAACCCCCCAUGUACAGAAGCAAAGACAAAAUUCAGUGGCAAUGAAGAAAUCUACAUCAUAGGUGCUGAUAAUGCAUGCAUGAUUCCUGGCAAUGAAGACAGAAUUUGCAAUGGACCUUUGAAACCAAAAAAGCAAUACUUAUUUAAAUUUAGAGCCACCAAUAUUAUGGGACAAUUUACUGAUUCUGAUUAUUCUGAUCCCGUUAAGACUUUAGGUGAAGGACUUUCAGAAAGAACUGUAGAAAUUAUUCUUUCAGUCACUUUGUGCAUCCUUUCAAUCAUUCUUCUUGGAACAGCUAUUUUUGCAUUUGCAAGAAUUCGACAGAAGCAGAAAGAAGGUGGCACAUAUUCUCCUCGGGAUGCAGAAAUUAUUGACACUAAAUUCAAGCUGGAUCAGCUCAUCACAGUGGCAGACCUGGAACUGAAGGGCGAGAGAUUAACGCGGUUACUUAGUUAUAGAAAAUCCAUCAAGCCGGUGAGCAAGAAAUCCUUCCUGCAACAUGUUGAAGAGCUUUGCACAAACAACAACCUAAAGUUUCAAGAAGAAUUUUCGGAAUUACCAAAAUUUCUUCAGGAUCUUUCUUCAACUGAUGCUGAUCUGCCUUGGAACAGAGCAAAAAACCGCUUUCCAAAUAUAAAACCAUAUAAUAAUAACAGAGUGAAGCUGAUAGCUGAUGCUAGUAUUCCGGGAUCAGAUUAUAUUAAUGCCAGCUAUGUUUCUGGCUACCUAUGUCCAAAUGAAUUUAUUGCCACCCAAGGUCCAUUACCAGGAACAGUUGGGGAUUUUUGGAGAAUGGUAUGGGAAACCAGAGCAAAAACAUUAGUAAUGCUAACACAGUGUUUUGAAAAAGGACGGAUCAGAUGCCAUCAGUAUUGGCCAGAGGACAACAAACCAGUUACUGUCUUUGGAGAUAUAGUGAUUACAAAGCUAAUGGAGGAUGUUCAAAUAGAUUGGACCAUCAGGGAUCUGAAAAUUGAAAGGCAUGGAGAUUGUAUGACUGUGAGACAGUGCAACUUUACUGCUUGGCCUGAGCAUGGAGUCCCUGAAAACAGUGCCCCUCUGGUUCACUUUGUAAAGUUGGUUCGAGCAAGCAGAGCACAUGACACAACACCUAUGAUUGUUCACUGCAGUGCUGGAGUUGGAAGAACUGGAGUUUUUAUUGCUCUGGACCACUUAACACAACACAUAAAUGAUCAUGAUUUUGUGGAUAUAUAUGGAUUAGUAGCUGAACUGAGAAGUGAAAGAAUGUGCAUGGUGCAGAACCUGGCACAGUAUAUCUUUUUAUACCAGUGCAUUCUGGAUCUCUUAUCAAGUAAAGGAAGUAACCAGCCCAUCUGUUUUGUUAACUAUUCAGCACUUCAGAAGAUGGACUCUUUGGAUGCCAUGGAAGGUGAUGUUGAGCUUGAAUGGGAAGAAACCACCAUGUAA